Messenger RNA from Gigantopelta aegis, 2067 nucleotides. RefSeq lists its product as uncharacterized. Bases 360 to 1208 code for a protein of 282 amino acids. The transcript is spliced from 4 exons. NCBI's taxonomy places the organism in Eukaryota, Metazoa, Mollusca, Gastropoda, Neomphalida, Peltospiridae. The record is from RefSeq and is a predicted model, not a curated record.
UCAUCGUCUGCCUUUUUAACUUGUGGGUAUUUUGUUUUGUAUUUAAGGCAAUGGUUGGUUGUAAAAGUACACUGCAUUUUGUUUCAAACAUUUUUCGUUCUCUACAAAGGCACAGACUACCGUGUAGACCAUAUCCAGAAUAUUCUUCAAGCGUUACAACUUCAGUGGCACGUGAAAUGUCGGACUCGGAGGUGACUUUGCAAAAUGAUGAAAAUCCCCCUGAACGCCAAGGUGUUAUAUCCAGUUUUGAAUGUUCGUCACAGUGCAGUAAAAAAGUUUAUAGUAGGAUUCCACAGAAUUUUUGUUUAAACCUAAACUGCAAAAAAUGAACGUUUCUAGGAUCAAGUAACUUGGAGAAGAUGGGUUACAAACUUACACUGAACACUGAGGAGACUGUUGCCACGGUGACCAUGCCAGGAUUGUCUGUUGAAGACUUUGAUAGAGAUGGUAAUCCAAGAAUUACAAGCCUGAUGCAUGUUGUUGUUUGUAUGCGAUUCUUUGCAAAUCACAAACCUCUCGACAAGUCAGGUCGUACAUUUUGUGAUUAUGCCAAACUGACAAAUGAUUCAUACUCGUUCAUGGCAUCAGUGGCAAUAGAGACCGACCAAGGUAUGUACGAUAGAACUGUAUCAAAAUGGCCCCUUAGUUUCCAAUUCCAAAUUGGCUAUGUUGGAAAGUCAUCUCUGAGUAGCAUUGGCACACUAACUGCGCCCUCUACUGGGCAGAAACUUAUGCACAUCAUCACUCAAGUUGUUUACAUCAACAAAGCCACCAGGCGACCAAUGCCUCUUCCUGAUUGGUGGAGAGGAAAAUAUGCUAAUGUCGCCAUUUCAAAUGAACCUUUGAUAGUACAGAGAACUGCCAGACCAGCUGAUACCCAUGUCUUCAAGGUGACGGUCAUGUGGACAGACACGGACAAUUACAAUCACACAACCUGGACGUCGUACGUUCAGUUCUGUAUCAACGCUAUGCAUGAUGGGAUAAAAAAGGGUUUUUACAAGAACGUCAGUAAAGAGGUCGUCCAAAUGGGACUGCGGAAAAUCAGGAUGGGGUUUACAGGAGAAAAUCUUGAAGGCGAUGAGUUGAUCGUUCACAGCUGGGAAAGCGCGGAAGACAACACAGCGGUUUGCUUUGAAAUAGAAAAUACGGAUGGAGAAGUUGUAUUUCACACCAUGCUCGGCUAUCCCAGCAUUCUAGCAAGAAUAUAAGAUGACCAGUUUGAAUAUGGACAGACCUCGCCAUGAACAGAAUUGAGGGAAGUAAUUCAUUGUUGAGCUAACUUAGAUUAUGGUUAGCUAUAUAAGAUAUUGUCAUAGUGAUACAAGAUAAAUUUGCAUGCUGAGGGGAGCUAAAAAUUGCCCUCUAUGAACUAGUCUCCGUGAAAGUGAUAGCUUCAAACGACGAGGUCUGAAUAUAUUUUUUAUAUUCGUAUAUAAACAUUAUUUAUUCCAGUUUUAUCCUGAAAACUCAGAAAGUUCUGAAUAUAUUAUAUACACACAGUGCGUUAGUCUGAACAAAGCUUGAACCAAAGGUGUUCUGACUAUAUUGAAAUGCAGCGAGUGUCUCAAGAAUCUAUUUAUCUUUUGAAAGAUGUCUUCCUGGGAGGGGGGCUGAAUGUAGCCCAGUGGUAAAGCUUUAACCUCGCCGGUGAGCCCAUUGGAAAACUAGUAUUUUCCGUUUGAAUCUGUGCUCCAUAACUGGUGUAACAAAGGCCAUGGUGUGUGAUAUCCUGUCUGUACGAUGAUGCCCAUAGAAGAUUCCUUGCUGCUGGUAGUCAAAAAGAGCAGCCCAUGUAAUGGUGGCAACUACUGCUCACCUACCCGUGUUGCGGUCUUUAACCAUGUGUGACACACUUGACACUGACACCAUAUAGUCGUAAUUAAAAUGUGUCGAGUGUGUUGUUCAAUAAUAAAAAAAUGUGUUGUCUUCUUGGAAGUUUGGAAAGGACUUUUUUUUAUUAAAGGGACAGACCUUAGUUUUUAAACACUAAGACAUAUUUUUCACAUAGACCCUAGUUUCAACCAGUAAAAAUGGACACUAAGUUUGGUUAAUUUACAAACCUUUAAC